CUCAACUCAUCAACAACAUCAGAUCUUCCAAGAACAAUAAUAUACCCUCCCAAAUCCACACAUACGAAAGGAUACCCAUCCCCCCCUCUCUCCUUUCUCCCCCUCUCACCCAAACGCCUGAUCAUGGCUGAGGAGUCCAACAUCGAGAGCAUCUCUCCGUUCGGGAAGGCUCGCUCUACCGUCAAGGGCGAGCCUCUCUCCAAGGAGGAGAUUGCACAGUACAAUGAUUUCUUCCAAGCCUCUCUUUAUUUGUCACUAGGCAUGAUCUACCUGCGUGACAAUCCCCUCCUGCGCGAGCCUCUCAAGCUGGAGCACAUCAAGGCUCGCCUCCUGGGUCACUUUGGCUCUGCCCCUGGCCAGAUCUUUACCUACAUGCACUUCAACAGGCUGAUCAAGAAGUAUGACCUGGACGCAUACUUUGUGUCUGGCCCGGGCCACGGCGCACCUGCCGUGCUGUCUCAGUCGUAUCUCGAAGGCGUGUACGAGGAGGUCUACCCCGACAAGUCCCAGGACGUCGAGGGCAUGCAGCGCUUCUUCAAGUGGUUCUCCUUCCCGGGCGGCAUCGGCUCGCACGCCACGCCCGAGACCCCAGGCAGUAUCCACGAGGGCGGCGAGCUGGGCUACUCCAUCUCCCACGCCUUCGGCAGCGUCUUUGACAACCCAAAUCUGAUCGCGCUCACCAUGGUGGGCGAUGGCGAGGCCGAGACGGGACCUCUCGCGACCUCGUGGCACAGCACCAAGUUCCUCAACCCCAUCACGGACGGCGCCGUCCUGCCCGUGCUGCACCUGAACGGCUACAAGAUCAACAACCCCACGGUCCUCUCGCGCAUCAGCCACAAGGAGCUCGAGAACCUCUUCAUCGGCUACGGCUACACCCCGUAUUUUGUCGAGGGCGACGACCUCGACACCAUGCACCAGGCCAUGGCCGCCACCCUGGAGCAGUGCGUGACCGAGAUCCGAAAGUACCAGUCCGAGGCCCGCGCCAGCGGCAAGGCCGUGCGGCCCAGGUGGCCCAUGAUUGUCCUGCGCACGCCCAAGGGCUGGACCGGCCCCCGCAAGAUCGACGACAAGUACCUCGCCGGCUUCUGGCGCGCCCACCAGGUCCCCAUCACCGACGUGCGCACCAACCCGGAGCACCUGAAGCUGCUCGAGGCGUGGAUGCGCAGCUACGAGCCCGACCGCCUGUUCGGCAAGGACGGCAGGAUCAGCGAUGAGCUGCGCAAGGCCAUCUGCCCAGAGGGCAACCGCCGCAUGUCUGCCAACCCCGUGGCCAACGGCGGCCAGCUCAAGAAGCCGCUCAAGCUGCCCGACUUCAGGGACUACGCCAUCAAGGUCGACUCGCCGGGCGUCACCUUCUCGCCGUCCAUGGUCAACAUGUCGACCUACCUGCGGGAUGUCGUCGCCAAGAACCUCAAGUCUUUCCGCCUGUUUGGGCCUGACGAGACCGAGUCCAACAAGCUGGCCAAGGUGUACGAGGCCGGCCAGAAGGUGUGGAUGGGCGAGUACUUCCCCGAGGAUGCUGAUGGUGGCCACUUGGCCCCAGAUGGGCGAGUCAUGGAGAUCCUGUCCGAGCACACCGUCGAGGGUUGGCUCGAGGGAUACAUCCUUAGCGGGCGCCACGGUCUGCUCAACUCUUACGAGCCCUUCAUCCAUGUCAUUGAUUCCAUGGUCAACCAGCACUGCAAAUGGAUCGAGAAAUGUCUCGAGGUCGAGUGGCGCGUCAAGGUUGCCUCCCUCAACAUCCUGCUCACCGCAGUCGUCUGGCGGCAGGACCACAACGGCUUCACUCAUCAGGAUCCAGGCUUCCUCGACGUAGUCGCCAACAAGUCCCCCGAGGUCGUGCGCAUCUACCUGCCGCCCGAUGGCAACUGCCUGCUCUCCUGCAUGGACCACUGCCUCAAGUCUGCCAACUACGUCAACGUCAUUGUCGCCGACAAGCAGGACCACCUGCAGUACCUGCCCAUGGAAGCCGCCAUCGAGCACUGCACCAAGGGCAUCGGCAUCUGGCCGCAGUUCUCCACCGACGCCGGCGAGGAGCCCGACCUGGUCAUGGCCAGCUGUGGUGACAUCAGCACGCACGAGUCGCUGGCCGCCAUCGACCUGCUGCUCCAGCACUUCCCGGACCUCAAGAUCCGCUGUGUCAACUGCAUGGACCUCUUCAAGCUCAUCUCGCACGAGGACCACCCGCACGGCCUGACCGACAGCGAGUGGACGUCUCUCUUCACAAACGACAAGCCCGUCAUCUUCAACUUCCACAGCUACCCUUGGCUUGUGCACCGCCUGACGUACAAGCGGCCUGGCGCGCACACCAACCUGCACGUCAGGGGCUACAAGGAGAAGGGCAACAUCGACACCCCGCUGGAGCUGGCCAUCCGGAACCAGACUGACCGGUUCAGUCUGGCCAUGGAUGCUAUUGACCGCAUUCCCAUCCUGCGCAACAAGGGUGCCGCCGCCAGGCAGGCCCUGCUGAACCAGCAGAUCAACGCAAGGACCCAGGCUUUUGAGGAUGGUAUCGACCCGGCCUUCUUGAGCAACUGGACAUGGCCCCAUAACGGGCUCUGGAAGUCCCAGGUGAGGCACCCAGGGCAGCAGCAGAGCUAGAGUUAGAGCUAUAAGGGAGACACAGAGUUAGAAAAGAAGAUGGUGUUGGGGAGAUGAAGACUGCUGGCGUUUUCUUAGUUGAGCACACGUGUCGUGUCUGGAGUCUUGGCUGGAUUCGUUCUUGUAUCUCAUCAUCCUUUUACUGAAGAUUUUGGCUUGAAGAGGUAAAUUCAAUGGACUGUGGAUUUUUGAGUUGUUUCAAUACGUGUCAGCUUGAACUUGAGUGACUAGAGUACGCUGGCCUGUCUGGUCAAUCAGCGGUGUAUUCCAUCAUGUAGUUUCAGAAUAUGCAGCAACAAAUUGAUUGUGUAUGGAUCAGAUAAAUAAA
Molecule: messenger RNA, 2929 nt
Organism: Cryphonectria parasitica EP155
Lineage: Eukaryota; Fungi; Ascomycota; Sordariomycetes; Diaporthales; Cryphonectriaceae
Product: D-xylulose 5-phosphate/D-fructose 6-phosphate phosphoketolase
Exons: 3
Coding region: 124-2601 (825 amino acids)
Biological process (GO): carbohydrate metabolic process
Molecular function (GO): aldehyde-lyase activity
Source: RefSeq, a predicted model, not a curated record